This is a messenger RNA of Manihot esculenta (cassava), 1062 nucleotides long. RefSeq names its product histone-lysine N-methyltransferase 2D-like. The coding region runs from base 1 to 1062 and encodes 353 amino acids. NCBI's taxonomy places the organism in Eukaryota, Viridiplantae, Streptophyta, Magnoliopsida, Malpighiales, Euphorbiaceae. The transcript is spliced from 6 exons. The record is from RefSeq and is a predicted model, not a curated record.
AUGAGUGGAAUUAGUCCUCAGAUUGAUUCAGAUCCGUCUGAAGGGUCUUUUGAUGAAAGCAGGGAAGGAAUGGAUCUAGGGAGAGUAUCUGGAGAUAGGAAAGAGAUGGAAGUGGAUGUGCAAAAAAGGGAUAUAGGUGUACAGGUGAAGUUGGAUGAAAGGUCUUCAGAAACUGCCCAGACCAAGGAGUCUAAGAUGUCAGGUAUAGGAGAAAAUGAUCCCUCCACUUCGAGUACAGCUACUUGGAAAGGAGUGAAAUCUGAACGCAGGGACACCCUGCCAUUUGAUCCAGAAAUUGAACGCACUCUCAGAAGACUUAGAAAGCAAGCCACAGAAGCUUCAUCUGAAGCAACAAAAUUUUGCCAACAAGCCGCACCAAUGGCUGAACCUAAUCCACAACUUGUUGCCAAUAAUGGACAUGCUCUUCAUCUAAGCAAUAUGAAGAAGAGGAGCAAACGCAAAGAGGUAUCCAUGAGUGGAAAAGAACUUCAAGAUGCAAGAUAUGAAGAAGAAAGGCAACUUGCACCAUCUGAAACAUCCUCCGCGCAAAAUCCAAGGCAACCUGAAGCCUCUCCAUCACACUCUGAACCACCCACUGCGCAAAGAGCUGAUCCGAAAGUACAGAUUGAUAGCCAGACAGAACCAAAACUGAAAGAAACUGUCUGUAGCAUCCAGCAGAUAGUUUACAGUCAAGCACAGAACGAGGGAAACUCCCUCCAGAAGGAUGCGCAGAAGAGCCUUGCGCCAUCUGAAAUACCUUCAUGUGCAUCCUUACAGCCUCCCGCGCAAAGCAGCCUCCUUCCGCCUCCCUUUCAGUCCAGUCCUGCGCAAGGUAAACAAUCUGAAAUCCUUUCUGACAAGAUUCCAACACAAGCAAGCUCUUCUAGUCCUCCUUUGCAACACCCUCCUGAAUCUGAAGAAUGUAAGGAUGAUCUCCUUGAACAAAUCUUCCUUGCUCAAACUGACGAACCAUGGUACGCAGACAUGGUGUCAACAGACUGGAAACCUGAGCAAAAGGAAUCAAAUGCCACAGAACCCCAUCAUGGUCUGCGAGGUGUUUGA